Molecule: messenger RNA, 2532 nt
Organism: Lingula anatina
Lineage: Eukaryota; Metazoa; Brachiopoda; Lingulata; Lingulida; Lingulidae
Product: gamma-aminobutyric acid type B receptor subunit 1
Biological process (GO): gamma-aminobutyric acid signaling pathway; G protein-coupled receptor signaling pathway
Cellular component (GO): membrane; G protein-coupled receptor heterodimeric complex
Molecular function (GO): G protein-coupled GABA receptor activity
Source: RefSeq, a predicted model, not a curated record
AUGUUGCCAAAUUAUUGUUUUAGGUGCACCCCUGGGCUCGGUAUGAACAAGAUGUACGAGCUACUCUACAACCAGCCUCCUAAGAUUAUGCUGAUUACUGGUUGCAGCGGGGUGUCUACAUUUGUAGCGCAGGCAGCUAAGAUGUGGAACCUGGUGGUGCUUGCCUAUGGCUCCAGCUCUCCAGCGCUGUCCAACAGGGAGAGGUUUCCGACGUUUUUCCGCACCCAUCCCUCAGCGACACUCCACAACCCAACGCGUGUGAAGUUGUUCCAGAAGUGGGGGUGGACCCGCAUUGCCACCAUACAACAGACGGAGGAAGUGUUCACUACGACUGUGAAAGAUUUGGAGGAAAGGGCCAGAAAAUCUGGAAUAGAGAUAGCCAUCCGGCAAGACUUCCUUACCAACCCAGCCGUUGCUGUUAGAAAUUUGAAGAAACAGGACCCACGAAUAAUUGUUGGAGUGUUCUAUGAAAAUAUGGCCAGGAGAGUGUUUUGCGAGGUCUACAAAGAAAAACUCUAUGGUAAGAAGUAUGUGUGGUUUCUAAUUGGUUGGUACCCAGAUAAGUGGUAUCUUAAACCAGACCCCAAUGUGAAUUGUACAGCUGAGCAACUGCGAGAGGCCUUGGAGGGACAUUUCACAACAGAAGCCAUGAUGCUGAAUCAAAACAAAACUGUUGUCAGUGAUGCUGGAAUUACAGCUCAAGAGUUUGAAGAUGAGCUGAAAAAGAGGAUUGGAAAGGCUCCCUCUGACACAGAGGGUUAUCCAGAGGCUCCCCUGGCUUAUGAUGCCAUUUGGGCACUGGCUUUUGCCUUUAAUAAGACAAUACCAAGGCUUGCUGCGAAAGGACUGAAACUUGAAGAUUUUGAAUAUUCAAAAAGAGAAAUAAUGGAAGAGAUUUACAAUGCCAUGAACUCUACUAACUUUCUUGGAGUCUCGGGUCCAGUCUCUUUUACGUCCGAGGGUGACCGGAUAGCAUGGGUCCAGAUAGAACAGAUGGUUGGUGGUAUCUACAAUAAGACUGGUUUCUAUGAUUAUGUAGCAGACAAGCUGAUCUGGUACAAUAUCGAACAAUGGAUUGAUGGCCAGCCGCCUGCAGACAGAACAUUAUUGGAACCCACACUCAGAGUGCUGUCAGUGGGGACGUAUAUCGCCAUAUCAGUGUUUGCUGCACUGGGGAUCCUCGUGGGCGUCGGCUGCUUGCUGUUCAACUAUAAACAUAGACAUCGUAGGUUGAUCCGUAUGUCCCACCCAGAUGUGAACAACAUCACUGUGAUAGGCUGUAUGAUCUGCCUGUUUUGUGUCUUCCUACAAGGACUGGACGGACAGUUUAUUCCACCUGAGGUUUUCCCCCAGAUGUGCCAGGCCAGACUAUGGCUGCUGUCUAUUGGCUUCCUUCUCGGCUAUGGCUCCAUGUUCUCCAAGAUCUCAGCAGUUCACAGGUGGACCACCAGGGGGAAGAAAGAAGGAGAGUUAAUGAAGGAGUGGGAGCUCCACAUCGUCCUCAUCGUCAUCCUGGUUCUGGACCUGGCUGCUCUCACUGUGUGGCAGGUGCUGGAUCCUUUGUACAGAGAGCUGGAAGAUUUCCCCCAGGAAGACCCUCCAGAUAUCCAUAAAGAUGUGAAGAUAUUGCCACAGCUGGAGCACUGUGAAUCCCACCACUUUAUGAUAUGGAUAGGUGUUGUGUUUGGAUACAAGGGCCUUCUACUUUUAUUUGGACUAUUUCUUGCCUAUGAAACAAGGAGUAUAAAGAUGAAACAAGUGAAUGACUCCCGCUUUAUUGGAAUGAGUAUCUAUAAUGUUGUGGUGGUCAGUCUUAUCACAGGUCCAGUGACACUUGUCAUACGCAGCCAGCCUGAUGCCAGCUUUGCCUUUGUCUCCAUAGCAAUCAUAUUGUGUUCUUUUCUCUCCAUGGGGCUGAUUUUUGUACCAAAGAUUAUAGAAAUAAUAAGGAACCCCCGAGAUGGAGCUGAGAAUGUCUCCCUGACAGAUGCUACUGUGGUUCAAGAAGAUGAGGGCAGAUACAACCAGCUAGUCACAGAUAACGAGGAUCUUAAGAAAGCAAUAUCAGAGAAGGAAGAUCAUAUUCGUCAGCUACAUAAACAUCUGCAGGAUAAAGCCAGCCAGUACCACCAGAGGUCACCACCUUUUGCUGCAGACGACACACCCCAAAAUCUUCUCAGGCGAAAAACUUCUAGAAACUUUACUGCAAAAAUGGGAAGCAUGACUUCAGACAGCAGCCCCACCCAUUACCAAAGCAAUGGAGAUAGUGUUUUUGACAGUUACAGUACUUUCACGACCUGUACAACGGCACCCACAACAAUAGCCAUGACACAUGACAAUAUCAAAACUGGCAGUGCCACCAAGACCAACCUGAGGCAAUCCCUGAAGGUAGAGGAUGCUCUGACUAUAGGGAAUGAUGGAAAUAGUGACUCGGCCAUUGUGGCUGAUCUGCAUGUGACCCCAAAAAUAGACAGGAAAGACCAGAAAGUGAACAGCCUGCAAGAAAAUGCCAUAAUGGAGAUUAGUCUAUGA